This is a messenger RNA of Poecilia latipinna (sailfin molly), 2826 nucleotides long. It is a transcript of the gene eif4g2a, whose product is annotated as eukaryotic translation initiation factor 4, gamma 2a. NCBI's taxonomy places the organism in Eukaryota, Metazoa, Chordata, Actinopteri, Cyprinodontiformes, Poeciliidae. The annotation marks the transcript as partial. The transcript has 20 exons. The record is from RefSeq and is a predicted model, not a curated record. Gene Ontology annotation, molecular function: mRNA binding; translation initiation factor activity; protein binding. Gene Ontology annotation, cellular component: eukaryotic translation initiation factor 4F complex.
UUUACCAAAAUUCUUUGCCAAGCCGCCAAAGUGGAGAGUGUCGUCGCACCAGGGGGACCUUCUCGUUUCAGUGUAGGGGGAGGAGGUGGGGGUGCACCUCAGCACUAUCCCAAGACUGUCUGCAACAGCGAGUUCCUGGGGAAAACCCCAGGUCCUGGCGUUCAGAGAUGGAUUCCUUCACGAAGCACUAGACGAGAUGCCAAUUCCUCCAGCGAGAAAGGACAAAAUGAUGCAAUCUUCAGGAAAGUAAGAGGCAUACUUAAUAAGCUGACCCCUGAAAAGUUUGACAAACUGUGCCUGGAGCUCCUCAAUGUGGGUUUGGAUUCCAAACUUGUCCUAAAAGGAGUCGUCUUGUUGAUUGUUGACAAGGCCCUUGAAGAACCCAAGUACAGCCAGCUUUAUGCGCAACUAUGUCUUCGCCUGGCAGAGGAUGCACCAAACUUUGAAGGCCCAUCAGCAGAAAGUCUAGCAACUCAAAAGCAAAAUACUACCUUUAGAAGGCUUCUGAUCUCUAAACUUCAAGAUGAAUUCGAAAACCGUGCCAAGAAUGUUGAUGUCUUUGACAAACAUGACAACCCGCUCACCUCUGAAGAGGAGGAGCAGCGUGCUAUUGCAAAGAUCAAGAUGCUGGGUAACAUCAAAUUCAUCGGUGAACUUGGCAAACUCAAUCUUAUCCACGAAUCCAUUCUUCACAGAUGUAUUAAAACACUUUUGGAGAAGAAGAAGAGAGUCCAACUUAAGGAUAUGGGUGAAGAUUUGGAAUGCCUCUGUCAAAUAAUGAAAACUGUGGGACCUAAAAUUGAUCAUGCAAAGGCUAAGUCCCUGAUUGAUCAGUACUUUGGACGCAUGCAAUCCUUAAUGAACAACCAGGACUUGUCAGCAAGGAUUCGCUUCCUGUUGCAGAACAUGGUGGAGCUACGAGAAAACAACUGGGUUCCUCGCAAAGCUUAUGUGGACAACGGGCCUAAAACCAUUCACCAAGUUCGCCAGGAUGCCGUAAAGGAUUUGGGUGUGUUCAUUCCACCAUCCAAUGAUGUGAUGAGGAAUGACUUCUUUACAGACCAUAACUCCUUCCUGCCAUCAAGGAGAGUUGAAAGAGAGCCUCUCGGUGGGCUUGCUGACAUGUUUGGACAACUGCCUGGGAUUGGCAUUGGAACUGGUCCAGGAGUGAUUCAAGACCAUUUCUCCCCCACCAUGGGUCGUCAUCGUGCAAGCCCACUGUUCAACGGCCAUAUGGGAAAUGGCAACGCUUCACACCAGCCUCAGUUUGAACCAGGAAGCAAGCCAUUCACAAAGCCAAAUCAGGGGCAGAAUUCACCAGUUUUCAGCCAUAAGCAGAAUCACUCAGCACAAGUACAGUCAAAGGAUGUGGGUCCAAGGUUCAGCAAGAAAGGAAAACUCAAUGCUGAUGAGAUCAGUCUGAGGCCGGCUCAGUCCUUCAUCAUGAAUAAAACGCAAGUGCCAAAGCUGCAGCCACAGAUGACUUUGAUGCCUCCAACUGGUUCUCCAAUCGGACAGCUUGGCCUCAAAAGUAAUCCUCCUCCAAUCCAGGAAAAGCCAGCAAAGUCCAACAAAAAAGCUCCACCGACUAAAGAAGAGUUGCACAAAAUGACGGAUACACUUAUGACAAACUAUCUGAAUGGGAAAGACAUCGAGGAGGCUGUAAGUGCUGCAAAGGAGAUGAAGGCGCCCAAGUACUUCUUACCUGAGAUGCUGAACAAGAUGAUUGUGUUCACACUGGAGCGGUCCGACGAAGACAAGGAAAAUGCGAGCAAACUGAUCCAUGCUCUCUCCACUGAGGGAGUCAUCAGCCGUGAAAGCCUUCUGCCUGCCUUCUUGCGUGUUCUGGACCAGAGCGCUAAGAUCGAGGAAGAAAUCCCUCUGGUGAAAUCCUACCUGGCCCAGUUUGCUGCUCGAGCUGUAAUCGCCGAUCUGGUCAGCAUCGACGACUUGGCUCAUCAGCUGGAGAACGGUACCCACUUCCCCCUCUUCCUGCUGUGCCUGCAGCAGAUGGUCAAACUGAAGGACAAAGACUGGCUGGGCGACCUGUUCCAGCUGAGCAAGGUCAACAUGCAGAAGAUGCUACCUGAAAUUGACCAGAACAAGGAUAGGAUGUUGGAGAUUUUAGAGGGCAAAGGUCUUGGCUUUCUGUUCCCACUGAUGAAACUGGAGAAGGAGCUGCUGAAGCAGAUCAAAGUAGAUCCGUCGCCACAGUCCAUCUACAAGUGGAUCAAAGACAACAUCUCACCCAAACUUCACACCGAUAAGGGCUUUGUCAACAUCCUUGUGACCAGUCUUCUGCAGUACAUUGCUUAUGAGAUCAACCCAGACGACGACGAGGAGCAGCUCGCAUCACCCAGCAAGGAGCAGCUGGAUGAGGAGAAGCAGCUGCUGCUCUCCUUCAAGCCAGUCCUGCAGAAGUUCCUCCAUGAUCACAUUAACCUACAAGUCAGCGCGCUGUACGCCCUGCAAGUCCACUGUAACACCAAGAGUUUCCCCAAAGGCAUGUUGCUGCGCUACUUUGUGAACUUUUACGACAUGGAAAUAGUCGAAGAAGAAGCCUUCCUCUCAUGGAAAGAAGACAUCACAGAGGAGUAUCCUGGAAAGGGGAAAGCUUUAUUUCAGGUGAACCAAUGGCUGACCUGGCUGGAGACGGCUGAAGAUGAAGAGUCGGAGGAUGAAGAUUACUGAGGGAGAUCAGCCAAAGCCAUGUGUUAUUAGAAAGCAACGAGUUGAAUUUAUUUUUUUCUUCCUUGUCUUGUCCCUUUCUUUUUUGUUUAGUUGCAAUUGUUACAACUCAUUCACAAAAUGCUUCGCCAAAUCCAA